AUGUCUACAAAUUCAGCUUUCCAUUCUUUGUCCUGGGAUAAUUCCUAUCCUGUGCAGAAUCCACAGCAGAGACUUUAUAGACAAUGUGACUUUAACUGCAUGUGUUGUGCCAAAAUGCAGCUUGGAAAUUACUGUCCCUGUAAUGUGCCCAAACAAUCUUGUGCGACACAGACUGUUGAGCUUGACACAUUUCCCCAGACCAUGGCAGUGGAUAACUUGUGGAAAAGGGGGACAUCAGAACAUACUUCUCUACAAAGUCUUAUCACCAAAUCCAUUGACAAGUAUAAUUUGAAAUCUUCAAAAGACUCUCAUCUCCAAACAGCAGUGAAGGAAGUGGUGACAAUCAUCAGAGCUGGAACUCAUUCUCUCGACACUGGUGAUGAGGAGAAGAAAGUAAAGAACAGAAUUUUGAGGGCCUUAGAGUGGAGGCGAUACUACUCAAGAAAGAGAACACAUGCAUCAAGUCUUGGUGUGAAAGUUAGCAAACUUAUAAGGAAGAACCAUGCAGGACCUGAUCAGGCUGAAGGAGAUAAAGAGAAUCUGAUUCCACAAGAUCUACAUGAUGUAGGGCAUGUUAACAGAGGAUUCAAUGCCGAGUCCCAGGAAGGCAGCUCAAGUGAAAGUGAUAUUCCUCUGGCUGCACUGGCUCAGAGAAAGGACUUGAAGAAGCCAUGA
Messenger RNA from Saccostrea echinata, 675 nucleotides. RefSeq lists its product as uncharacterized. The record is from RefSeq and is a predicted model, not a curated record. Lineage: Eukaryota; Metazoa; Mollusca; Bivalvia; Ostreida; Ostreidae. The transcript is spliced from 4 exons. The coding region runs from base 1 to 675 and encodes 224 amino acids.